This is a messenger RNA of Racocetra persica, 211 nucleotides long. The record is from the annotation of a GenBank genome assembly. NCBI's taxonomy places the organism in Eukaryota, Fungi, Glomeromycota, Glomeromycetes, Diversisporales, Gigasporaceae.
AUGAAAAUGAUAUAUUUCAAUCAAUUAAUCAUUCUAAUGAAGAUGAAGAAAUAUAUAUUGAUGAUGAUAAUUUUUCAAAUACGGAAUUAGAAAUUAUAGAUAAGAAUAAUGACAAUAAAUAUUUAACAGAAUCAGUUAUGCAUUAUGUUUUUUAUCCUCAUGAUUCUAAAACAAUUGCAACUGUUUUAGAAAAAGUUAUUAAUGAUUGGGG